Somion occarium is the source of this 1014-nucleotide messenger RNA. The record is from the annotation of a GenBank genome assembly. NCBI's taxonomy places the organism in Eukaryota, Fungi, Basidiomycota, Agaricomycetes, Polyporales, Cerrenaceae.
AUAGACGCCGAGAGACUGUUUGGUCGUGUUUUGGUGCGAUCUUGUUCAUCCUCGUUGUCUGUGGCAUCCAUCUUCAAAAAUCCAGUAUAGCCCACCAUGCCUCCCCCAAAAUCCAAAGGCGGCAAAAUGCUGUCGCUCAUCAACUGGAGACUCAAAGUCACCAUCAACGACGGACGCGCGUUCGUAGGGCAAAUGCUUGCUUUCGACAGACAUAUGAACCUUGUGCUUGCGGAUUGUGAAGAGUUCAGGCGCAUUCGGCCAAAGAAAAAGGCCGGAGAGUCGGAGGCAGGACCUGUGCAAGAGAUGAAGAGAACGCUCGGUCUUGUGAUCUUGCGUGGUGAGACUGUCGUUAGUUUGUCAGUGGAGGGUCCCCCGCCUGUCGUAGAUGAAGAGAAGAAGGGUGUGCUUCCUAUCGGCCCUGGACGAGGUGCACCAGCAGGUCGUGGUAUGGGUAUGAUGCCACCAAGUACGUGCUUACUUUUCACUUUUGCAUUCUUACUCACCUAUCUUAUAACAGUGGGUCCUCCUUCCCUGCAACGUCCGCCAAUGCCGUUUGCACCUCCUGGUAUGCCCGGACCGCCUCCCGGCUUCCGUCCUCCAGGUUUCCCUGGCGCACCGCCGGGUAUGCCGUUCCCGCCACCACCAGGAUUUUCGGGACCACCUCCUGGUUUCCAACCCCCGCAAUGAACGUGAUUGUCAGCAUGCCCAAGGCGUUGUAUUUUGCUUGUUCACUGUAUUUUUUUCUCACCUUCUCACUGACAUAUCGGGUAAAGAUCAAGUCAAGGCUCUCGCAAUGGGGAUGGGUGUCGACUAGAGAAGAGUCCAUGUAGAAGUUACUUGGCAAAUGAGGGUUGGUAUCUAUCGUAUCCAACAAUGGCCGUGUCUGUCUUCUAGUCCUUUGCAUCAGAGCUUCGAAUGCAUCAUAUACAUAUUUUAUCCCCGAUGACGAUUGGUGCGGCAGCCUUCGUCGCAACAUGAAACAGUGCAGAAAUAUUCGCACAUUUGCAAUAUCAG